Molecule: messenger RNA, 1180 nt
Organism: Syzygium oleosum
Lineage: Eukaryota; Viridiplantae; Streptophyta; Magnoliopsida; Myrtales; Myrtaceae
Exons: 2
Coding region: 578-1180 (200 amino acids)
Source: RefSeq, a predicted model, not a curated record
CUUCUUUUCUACUUCCAUUGUACAUGUUAAUAAUCAAUGUAGUCUCGCAUGUUUUGAUCUAUUUACAGAGUUUCGUCAUCGCAUUGGCUCGUAUUGAAUGCUUGUUUCUGUGGUUAUGUGCUGAACAACUCUGUCCAGUCCAUGGACAGUAGGAAUUCAGCCAUGUUUUCCUACUUAGACAUCUCGGGCCGGCCUUCGUUGGUCGUAUGUCGGGGUGAUUCGGGCUUGUUUUGUUCUCGCACCGGCCUCACGGUGAGCCUCAAAGAGGCCCGUGGUCUAUCUUGUUGUUUGCUUGCAUGUAGCCAUGUUCCCUGGCAUGAUUAAUUCGGAUUUCGUUUCGAUUUCCAGCAUAUGCAUCGCAUUAGUUUCCGUCACUUUCGAGUGUGCUACAUGUAUUACUAGUUCACUUUGUGCUUAGAGGCCACAUUUCUAUUGGGAUUCGUUCUGCAGAAUUAGUUUUUUGUUUUCUUGAAAAACUAAUUCACCCCCUCUUUGUUGCUUAUUCGGGCCGAACGAUUGGUAUUAUUGCAGGUACUCCUUAUUACUAAAGUCUUAUAUACUUUUAAGACACAGAUCGAUGGCAACCGUCGUUGGAGCUGCUAUGGACGAAGAUGACUUGUUUAGCCGCCCUCCAUGGUUUGAUGGUGGCAACUAUACACAUUGGAAACGUAGGAUGACUGCAUUCUUUCGGGCGAAGGAUUACGAACUUUGGUCGAUUGUCCGAAAUGGACCUUCCGUGCCUAUGAAGGACGGCGAGUCGCCUGGUACACCCAAAAGCGAAGCGGAAUACACGGCGGAUUGCGAGAGGAAGGUUUCCUUAGAUGCAAAAGCAUUGCACCUUCUCUAUUGUGCACUUGCUCCGGCCGUAUUCAGCAUAAUUUCCUCGUGCACAACGGCUAAAGAAAUAUGGGAUUGUUUGGAGGUCAUCUACGAAGGAACUGGUCACGCUAAAGAGAUUAGGAUUAGCGUAUUACAAGGCAAAUACGAGGCGUUCAAGAUGAAGCCGGAUGAAAGCAUCAAGGAUGUGUCCGCUCGCUUUAUGGGCAUCAUCGGCGACUUAGCCGCUCUUGAGGAGAAAGCAAAUCAGGCCAGGAGGAAGAAGAAGAAACCAAUCGCCUUAAAGGUCGAUGAUGGCGUCGAGGAAGAGUUUUCGAGCACGGAUGAAGAGGUGUCCACAUAG